Molecule: messenger RNA, 2479 nt
Organism: Nematostella vectensis (starlet sea anemone)
Lineage: Eukaryota; Metazoa; Cnidaria; Anthozoa; Actiniaria; Edwardsiidae
Product: PIH1 domain-containing protein 2
Exons: 3
Coding region: 33-1031 (332 amino acids)
Biological process (GO): rRNA processing; box C/D snoRNP assembly
Cellular component (GO): R2TP complex; cytoplasm; ribonucleoprotein complex
Source: RefSeq, a predicted model, not a curated record
ACAGGAAACCCAACGAGAAAAAAUAUUUCAAAAUGGCGGAAAAUAUGAGUUCCGAGCAACUCCUCGAGCAAGCGAAAAGCGUUUGGAGUAUGCUUGAUGACUUGUCCGAGACGGACCCCGAGGCAUACAAGAGGUUCAUUGACCAGCAAGUGAAGGGUGCCAAGGAAGACAUGGAGCAAUUGCAACCUCCUCAACCGAGCUUCUGCAUCACCACAUUCAAGCUUCCAGAAGUCAUACCAUACAAGGUGUAUAUCAAUGUCUGUAGCUGGGACAGGGUGCCGGCACCUGAGAGUGAGAAGGACCCGAUUCCCAUCAUGACAGGCCAACUACAGGAACACCAGGAGAAAGGAAAGCCAUAUGCUACCAUUGAUGCAAUAUUUAACACCACAACCUUACAGCAGAUAGAAUACAAGCAAGACCACAGAAACUUGCUAGUCCACCUGGCAUUAGAUUACCUCGAGGCACAUAAACAAAUCUCUGUCUCCCGUAACUACAAGAAUUUGAAAAUCAAAUACAAAGGAAACGCUGACGACCUUAAAAAGUACCUGUAUCCUAGGGCGAAGGGUGGUAAUGAGGAACCAAAGGGGAUUGGUACUAAUCCAGGAAAUAUAUCAAAGGACUCUCUUCUUUCACAGCUUUCAUCAAUUGCAGUUUCUGAAACUGUUGAGGAUCUAGGACUUAGUUUAUUGGGAAAUUCUAGCAAGCAAGGCAAGAGAAAUCUUAUCCAAGAGAUUUCUUCAUCUGCUGUGAGGUCGCAAGAGAUUGUGCCAGUAUAUAAUGUAGCUGUUAAGAAUUCCAGUGAAGGCAGACCUCGCCGAUUGGUUGUAACAGUUGAGUUGCCAGGAGUAUUGUCUGUUGCAGAUUGUGAUCUGGAGAUAUCAGAGGUUGAUCUGCAGCUGAGUGUCCCCUCUCUCUACAAUUUGGAAUUAAAUUUCCCUGAGCCAGUAAAGGAUGAGGAAACAAGUGCUACAUUCAACAAAUCCAAACACAAAUUAACAAUCAAAAUUCCAACAAGAGUGGGAGACAGCUAACAUCAACUCACAAAUUUCUGACAGAAUCCUGGCAUUGAUAUUUAACUACAGUACUUUCGUUAUUUUUUUUUUUUACUGUAAUCAGUGAUAACUUUUGGUUUCAGGGGAAUCAUUUUUGGAUUAAAUAUGCAAUUGUAACGAUGUAAAUUAUGUGAAAGAUUGGCAGUUUGCUGUGUAAUUUGAUUCAUAUUUAUUUUGGAAACACAUCAUGUAUACAAUGUGUACAUCGUCUCCUUCACUAGUCAUAAAGCUUUUCCAUGUCUUUAUUUGGAAAAUUAUAUGAUACCAGGGGUACUCUAAAGUAGAAGUUGUGCCUGAAGAAAUGUUUCAAGAAUCAAAAUUGUUUUUUCUCACCCACUUGAAAUCGGCACUGAUAGCCCCUCCCAUCGCCCUGGUCUGAUGUACUAUAGCGGUGCCCAAUGGUACCUGCCAUUGCAGAUUUCACUUGUUAGCAGAUAUUUACACUAGCCAACAAAAAUAUACUUCUGCACACAAUUUAGGGUUAUUCCAAGGCGCUCUAAAAACAACAGCCUUGUUUGAAAAAAAUAGUAGUCACUUGUUAAUGUACUGUAACCAUCCUUCUGAACAGGUAUUUAGUAGAAAAUUAUUGUUGGAUGUCCUACAGAUAGUCCCACUAUUUUUAAACGACACCUCCCAAGGGUGUCUUCUGACGAGAUGGUUUCCCUAAUAAAUAGAUGUGCUUAUGUGUUAUUUGACAAGCUUUUGUUCUUCAGAAAAGCAUUUUGCACCAUGUUCCUGUGUGCUAUAAAUCCACUAUUUACAGAUAUCCUAGGUGGGUUUGUAACCAGGAUAUUUGCCUAGGGGGAGAGGGGUGCACAACAGAUACCAUAAACUACAGUCUAAUUUUGCUAUUUGUCAAGAUUACUUUCUUUGCAUUUGAGGGGUUGGCCCAGCCUUACUAGAACAGGCGCGUACACAGGGGGGGAAACCCCCUUUGGUGGCCAAAAAGUGGGUUAUUUUCUAUUAAGGAAUCUUCAAAUACCUUCCAUAUAAUAUCUAUGACUGCGCACUCCCCUCGGCCAGUCAUGGGAAGACGCCUGUAGAAAGCGUCUGCUAGGGAUCGUAAUUCAGGGUUAUAAUAGGGGGAGUCCUUUUAAUUGUUUUUUUCUUUGUAUUUCGUUUCUUGUCUUUCACUAGCAGAAAGGUGUUGGCAAUAAUAUGGCAAUAGUUGUAACUGUAUUACGCAAAGCCCACUAUAAAACCUAUCACAAUCCAUAAAUCGUUCAAGUUUGUUUUCUUUUUACACUUCCUGACAAGGUUUCUAGGGCUACUAUGUAUAAGAUUUACAUGUCUAGACUCCUAAAUUAAAUAUUAAAUUGGUUGAUAUGCUGUACAACACAAAACAACUCUCACAGUCUCCAACAACUUAUACGACGAAGACCACUUCAAGUGUUCUGUAUAAAAAUAAACAGUCCAUGGACACACUA